Molecule: messenger RNA, 663 nt
Organism: Miscanthus lutarioriparius
Lineage: Eukaryota; Viridiplantae; Streptophyta; Magnoliopsida; Poales; Poaceae
Source: the annotation of a GenBank genome assembly
AUGGUCUCGCUGCUCCCUCGCGCGCCCUCCCUCGCCUUCCUCGCUAAGUCUGCCUGCUCCUCGCAGCGGCCACCUGUGCCCUCCAUGUUGUCGUCCUCCACCGCCGCUUCCGUGGCCGCCAGAAUGUCCAUGAAGGAACUACUAGAAAGCAAGCAUCCAACGGCUUGGUCAGAAUUUGAGAAAGGACUGAUCGAUGAGAAUGAGCUGACCAAAAAGUUCUUCAAUGAUGGCAGAUCGUUUGAUUUGGAAGGUCUAAAAGAGUGCAUGGUGAGAGCAUAUGAAUACAUUGAUGGCGUCGAAGAUAUUCUUUGCCGUUUGAAGAAAAAUAAUUAUGAAAUGCAUGCUUUUACAAACUAUCCAGUAUGGUACCAAUUAAUUGAGGAUAAGCUAAAGCUCUCAAAGUAUUUGUCUUGGACAUUUUGUUCUUGUAAAACUGGAAAGCGCAAACCUUCGCUGGAGUUUUAUCUUCAAGCUGCGGAUCAAUUCAAUGUUGAUCCAGCAAGCUGCAUUUUUAUUGAUGAUAGGAUGAUAAACAUUGAAGCAGCUCUUAGUGUAGGAAUGGUUGGGUUGCAGUUUAAGAGUGCUGAGGCACUACAGGACUUGUGUGCUCUGGGAGUUGAAUUAUCUCCUUUUGUUUGCGAAGGUGAAGCACAAGUGCAAUAA